GGUGAAUGAAUCAUCAGCAACUUCAUCAUCAUCUGUACUAAAUUUUCAGAUGGAGCCCCCUUCAAACCAAAGCUAUUAUGGCAAUUAUAUACCUAUGUGGACAGAGGAGGAAAAGUAUAGAUGGUUGGCAUGAAGAGGUCAUAUCCCUUUCCUCUGGACAAUCCACCAGGCAUUUCAUCUUUCCACUGCAAAUUUCCUCCAAUUCUUCAGCCCAGAAUCAGCCGAUCAGAUGACUCAGCUUCUUGUGGCAGUGGUGGUCACACACUCAAUUUUGAACCUGUUGGCACACUUUCCAGAGGAGGUUCUUCAUGCUCAACUUUCAUGUUGGAGCCUAAUAAUUCAAAGAAAAGCAUCAAAGAAAAUGGACUUUUUCUCACAUUAGCUCCUCCCACAACAAUUUCAAUGUCUCAAGGUUCAAAAUUAAGGCACUCUCAACCUUAUCUGGCUUGCCAUAGCACUGAAUUCUCUGAUUUUGAAUCACUACCUUAUCAAGGAAAUGUUGAAGAUCCAAUUCUUUGGCCAGAACUCAGCGGACCAAGUCAUUAGCAACCUUACUACAGCUUCUUCCCACAAGCAGUGGCAAAAAAAGACCAAGCCAUAGGCAGAGUGAAUAAUUGUAACAAUGGUGAAGCAGGCGGAAGUGUUGAUCUCAAUUUGAGGCUAUAAAUGUUUCUAACCUGUAUCCAUUUCUUUGGUAGGCCACUUUGUCAUCUCUCUGAGAUCAUACCAAGUAAGACUUGUUUUCCUUUUUUCUAAAACAAUUUGACAAAUGGGGUGGCAUGGAAAUUUUAUAAAUUUGCUUAUGCAAGCUUGUGUGUGAAAGUAAAAAACCAAAUCUGGGCCAUGUGAGGGCAGAGAGAAGAGAAAGAUAGGGAGAUGUAGAUUGGUUUGUUUUGAUGUUGAAAUUUGAUGAAAGCUAAGUUUGGUCGGUUAUGCAAA
This is a messenger RNA of Mangifera indica (mango), 939 nucleotides long. RefSeq lists its product as uncharacterized. The transcript is spliced from 4 exons. Bases 121 to 546 code for a protein of 141 amino acids. NCBI's taxonomy places the organism in Eukaryota, Viridiplantae, Streptophyta, Magnoliopsida, Sapindales, Anacardiaceae. The record is from RefSeq and is a predicted model, not a curated record.